Messenger RNA from Saccharomycopsis crataegensis, 531 nucleotides. RefSeq lists its product as uncharacterized. Bases 1 to 531 code for a protein of 176 amino acids. The transcript has a single exon. NCBI's taxonomy places the organism in Eukaryota, Fungi, Ascomycota, Saccharomycetes, Ascoideales, Saccharomycopsidaceae. The record is from RefSeq and is a predicted model, not a curated record.
AUGGGUCUAUCGAAAUUUCUAAAAGUGUCGUUCAAGAUUUCACCCGCACCUUCGUCGGCAGCAGAGGUCAAUUAUCUACAUAAGCUGCUCUCAAAGAUUGCACCGAUCGCCCAAUUCAAUUACCGAGCAACAAAUGAGGGGAAAUAUUCCAUGAGAUACCCUAAUCUAAUAGGAGUGCUAUACGAAACAGAUUCAGACGCCACCACCGAAGUGGUUGGGAAACUCAAUAAAAUUUCCGGGUUGCCUAGGUUGAGCCAUUACAAUAAACUUUUCCAGGAGGAUGGAUUGGCCGAGUAUCAAUUCGACGAAAGUCUAGAAACCAUCACCAAGUACCGUCCGAUAUAUUUCAAAAAAUACAACCAAUCCCUAAAAUGGCCAUUCCAUGAGAACUUCAGUAUUGCUUGCUCCAUAAAAGGUUUCAAGGAGAUGGAAGCAAUAAAUAAACCAAAAUCAGAACAGAAAUUAAUCAAAUCUCGACUCAAUGUGGAGACGCAAGGGUUUUUUGAAAGGAGGUACAAAAUCGAGCCUUAA